Messenger RNA from Gymnodraco acuticeps, 451 nucleotides. RefSeq names its product nucleus accumbens-associated protein 2-like. Gene Ontology annotation, biological process: regulation of transcription by RNA polymerase II. The record is from RefSeq and is a predicted model, not a curated record. Lineage: Eukaryota; Metazoa; Chordata; Actinopteri; Perciformes; Bathydraconidae. Gene Ontology annotation, molecular function: RNA polymerase II cis-regulatory region sequence-specific DNA binding; DNA-binding transcription factor activity, RNA polymerase II-specific.
UGUACUGUCAGAACUUCGCCCCUCACUUUAAGGAGAGCGAGAUGACGUCAUCGCGGCGGACAUGUGCAACCAACGCCCGGCGGGUCCGUAAACGCUGGCUCCCAAAGAUCCAGUCCCUGCUCCCCGACAGCCUCCCCCCCCACCCCACCUCCCCCGCAGGGCCCGGAGGGGGGGAGGUCCGGGGGGAGAGAGGGGGGAGGGGGUCUCCAUGGAGCUGGACCUCCGGCAGCUCUCCUCUUCCUGCUCCUCCUCAUCCUCACAUCCCUCGCCGCAGCCUGCAGAGCCCGCCCUCCUCACAUGGGAUUGGCCGACACAGAAGAGAGGGGGGCGGAGCCUCUGGAAGAUAGCCAAUAAGUUUAUAUUGCAUGCCUACCUGUAUGUGCAAUACACAAUAGCUACCUGUCCCCACACCUGUCUGUCUGUCUGUCUGUUGUCGUGUCUGUGUCUGUCU